GGAAAGGACGGAGGGAGGAGGAAGGAUGGGCGGUGUUGGCGUAGCUGCAGGGAGGUGACUGGAGCGAGCCUGGCCCCUUGCAUCCUUCCCCUGUGUACCUCCCUCCCCUUUUUUUCCGCCUUCUGCCAGCAGAAGCAGCAGCCGCAGCACCUGAGCCGCUACUGCCGCUCACUCAGGACAACGCUAUGGCUGAGCCUGGGCACAGCCACCAUCUCUCCGCCAGAGGCAGGGGAAGAACUGAGAGGCGCAUACCCCGGCUGUUGCGGCUGCUGCUCUGGGCUGGGACCGCCUUCCAGGUGACCCAGGGAACGGGACCGGAGCUUCACGCCUGCAAAGAGUCUGAGUACCACUAUGAGUACACGGCGUGUGACAGCACGGGUUCCAGGUGGAGGGUCGCCGUGCCGCAUACCCCAGGCCUGUGCACCAGCUUGCCCGACCCCGUCAAGGGCACCGAGUGCUCCUUCUCCUGCAACGCCGGGGAGUUUCUGGAUAUGAAGGACCAGUCGUGUAAGCCAUGCGCUGAGGGCCGCUACUCCCUCGGCACAGGCAUUCGGUUUGAUGAGUGGGAUGAGCUGCCCCAUGGCUUUGCCAGCCUCUCAGCCAACAUGGAGCUAGAUGACAGUGCUGCUGAGUCCACCGGGAAUUGCACUUCGUCCAAGUGGGUUCCCCGGGGCGACUACAUCGCCUCCAACACGGACGAAUGCACAGCCACACUGAUGUACGCCGUCAACCUGAAGCAAUCCGGCACCGUCAACUUCGAAUACUACUACCCAGACUCCAGCAUCAUCUUUGAGUUUUUCGUUCAGAAUGACCAGUGCCAGCCCAAUGCAGAUGACUCCAGAUGGAUGAAGACCACAGAGAAAGGAUGGGAAUUCCACAGUGUGGAGCUAAAUCGAGGCAAUAAUGGCCUCUAUUGGAGAACCACAGCCUUCUCAGUAUGGUCCAAAGUAUCCAAGCCUGUGCUGGUGAGAAACAUCGCCAUAACAGGGGUGGCCUACACUUCAGAAUGCUUCCCCUGCAAACCCGGCACAUAUGCAGACAAGCAGGGCUCCUCUUUCUGCAAACUUUGCCCAGCCAACUCUUACUCAAAUAAAGGAGAAACUUCUUGCCACCAGUGUGACCCUGACAAAUACUCAGAGAAAGGAUCCCCUUCCUGUAACGUGCGCCCAGCUUGCACAGACAAAGAUUAUUUCUACACACACACAGCCUGCGAUGCCAACGGAGAGACACAGCUCAUGUACAAAUGGGCCAAGCCGAAAAUCUGUAGCGAGGACCUUGAGGGGGCAGUGAAGCUGCCUGCCUCUGGUGUGAAGACCCACUGCCCACCCUGCAACCCAGGCUUCUUCAAAACCAACAACAGCACCUGCCAGCCCUGCCCAUAUGGUUCCUACUCCAAUGGCUCAGAUUGUACCCGCUGCCCUGCAGGGACUGAACCUGCCGUGGGAUUUGAAUACAAAUGGUGGAACACACUGCCCACAAACAUGGAAACGACCGUUCUCAGUGGGAUCAACUUCGAGUACAAGGGCAUGACAGGCUGGGAGGUGGCUGGUGAUCACAUUUACACAGCUGCUGGAGCCUCAGACAAUGACUUCAUGAUUCUCACUCUAGUUGUGCCAGGAUUUAGACCUCCACAGUCGGUGAUGGCAGACACAGAGAAUAAAGAGGUGGCCAGAAUCACAUUUGUCUUUGAGACCCUCUGUUCUGUGAACUGUGAGCUCUACUUCAUGGUGGGUGUGAAUUCUAGGACCAACACUCCCGUGGAGACGUGGAAAGGUUCCAAAGGCAAACAGUCCUAUACCUACAUCAUUGAGGAGAACACUACCACGAGCUUCACCUGGGCCUUCCAGAGGACCACUUUUCACGAGGCAAGCAGGAAGUACACCAAUGACGUUGCCAAGAUCUACUCCAUCAAUGUCACCAAUGUUAUGAAUGGCGUGGCCUCCUACUGCCGUCCCUGUGCCCUAGAAGCCUCUGAUGUGGGCUCCUCCUGCACCUCUUGUCCUGCUGGUUACUAUAUUGACCGAGAUUCAGGAACCUGCCACUCCUGCCCCACUAACACAAUUCUGAAAGCCCACCAGCCUUAUGGUGUCCAGGCCUGUGUGCCCUGUGGUCCAGGGACCAAGAACAACAAGAUCCACUCUCUGUGCUACAAUGAUUGCACCUUCUCACGCAACACUCCGACCAGGACUUUCAGCUACAACUUUUCCGCUUUGGCAAACACUGUCACUCUUGCUGGAGGGCCAAGCUUCACUUCCAAAGGGCUGAAAUACUUCCAUCACUUUACCCUAAGUCUCUGUGGAAACCAGGGUAGGAAAAUGUCUGUGUGCACCGACAAUGUCACUGACCUCCGGAUUCCUGAGGGUGAGUCAGGGUUCUCCAAAUCUAUCACAGCCUACGUCUGCCAGGCAGUCAUCAUCCCCCCAGAGGUGACAGGCUACAAGGCCGGGGUUUCCUCACAGCCUGUCAGCCUUGCUGAUCGACUUAUUGGGGUGACAACAGAUAUGACUCUGGAUGGAAUCACCUCCCCAGCUGAACUUUUCCACCCGGAGUCCUUGGGAAUACCGGACGUGAUCUUCUUUUAUAGGUCCAAUGAUGUGACCCAGUCCUGCAGUUCUGGGAGAUCAACCACCAUCCGUGUCAGGUGCAGUCCACAGAAAACUGUCCCUGGAAGUUUGCUGCUGCCAGGAACGUGCUCGGAUGGGACCUGUGAUGGCUGCAACUUCCACUUCCUGUGGGAGAGUGUGGCUGCUUGCCCGCUCUGCUCAGUGGCUGACUACCACGCUAUCGUCAGCAGCUGCGUGGCUGGGAUCCAGAAGACUACUUACGUGUGGCGAGAACCCAAGCUAUGCUCUGGUGGCAUUUCUCUGCCUGAGCAGAGAGUCACCAUCUGCAAAACCAUAGAUUUCUGGCUGAAAGUGGGCAUCUCUGCAGGCACCUGUACUGCCAUCCUGCUCACCGUCUUGACCUGCUACUUUUGGAAAAAGAAUCAAAAACUAGAGUACAAGUACUCCAAGCUGGUGAUGAAUGCUACUCUCAAGGACUGUGACCUGCCAGCAGCUGACAGCUGCGCCAUCAUGGAAGGCGAGGAUGUAGAGGACGACCUCAUCUUUACCAGCAAGAAGUCACUCUUUGGGAAGAUCAAAUCAUUUACCUACAAGCAGCCAGCUCCUGUCACCAUCUCUCUUUCAGAGGACUCCUGAUGGAUUUGACUCAGUGCCACUGAAGACAUCCUCAGGAGGCCCAGACAUGGACCUGUGAGAGGCACUGCCUGCCUCACCUGCCUCCUCACCUUGCAUAGCACCUUUGCAAGCCUGCGGCGAUUUGGGUGCCAGCCUCCUGCAACACCAACUGCUGGAAAUCUCUUCAUUGUGGCCUUAUCAGAUGUUUGAAUUUCAGAUCUUUUUUUUAUGGAGUACCCAAACCCUCCUUUCUGCUUGCCUCAAACCUGCCAAAUAUACCCACACUUUGUUUGUAAAUUAUGCCCUUGCUUGUAUCUUGUUUCCCAAAAUGGCCCAUCCGCCAGAGCCAUAGCUUCGUCUGCUCAUAAUUCUUAUAGCUUUGGAAUGAAAAUAUUUCUAUCUUCUUAAGUAUAGAAACUAUUUCCUCUGUCCUCUAACUUAAGGGCAGAAACAGCUGGGAGUUUUCCUCGCAUGCCCUCAGCUCAUGAUCUCUUUAGGAGAGAGGCUGGGUGAGGAGGGUGUCAGGGUUCCCUGGUGGAUAAUCUUCAUAGCAGCCUGGAUCCAUUUCCCCUGGAUAACCAGCUCAAAGGGAGUGAAAAUGGUAGUCUGAGGGCAAGGGGAGUAAGGCCUGGGUAAGAAAAGGCUUGAAAAGCACAAAAAGAGGCCGGGUGCGGUGGCUCACGCCUGUAAUCCCAACACUUUGGGAGGCCGAGGCGGGUGGAUCACGAGGUCAGGAGAUUGAGACCAUCCUGGCUAACACGGUGAAACCCCGUCCCUACUAAAAAUACAAAAAAUUAGCCGGGCGUGGUGGCGGAUGCCUGUAGUCCCAGCUACUCAGGAGGCUGAGGCGGGAGAAUGGCGUGAACGCGGGAGGCGGAGCUUGCAGUGAGCCGAGAUCAUGCCACUGCACUCCAUACAGCCUGGGUGAGAGUGAGACUCUGUCUCAAAAAAAAAAAAAAAAAAAAAAAAGAGAGAAAAGCACAAAGAGCGGCAACAAGGAAUGUUUUUGUUUUUGAGACAGGGUCUCGCUCUGUCACCUAGGCUGGAAUGCAGUGGCAUAAUCACUGUUCACUGCAGCCUCAAUCUCUUGGGCUCAAGCUAUCCUCCCACCUCAACCUCUCAAGUAGCUAGGACUACAAGUGUGCACCAACAGGCUCACUAAUUUUUAUAUUUUUUGUAGAGACAGGGUGUCACCAUGUUGCCCAGGCUGGUCUCCAACUCCUGGGCUCAAGCGAUCUGUCCGCCUCAGCCUCCCAAAGUGCUGGGAUUACAGGCACAAGCCACUGCACUCAGCCUUUUAUUUGUUUUUUAAACCACGUAGCUCCUUGCCUUCUCUUAAGUAAAUGAUAGAUAUUCUCACUGAAGCCAAAGGAAUAAGUUCAUCAAGAAAAUGCCCAAAGUCCUGGUGGAUACAUCCUCCCUAUUUUUUUUUUAAACCUCCCACUAUCACUCUAUGACACUGAAAAGAACCAGGUAAGCCCCAAACCCAGAUGUUCCAGCCUUAUCCUCUAUUGGGUUUACCCACAGAGAUGGCAAACCCUGUCAGUGAGGAAAAUUCCCCAUCCUUGAGUGCCCCCGUCCUAGAAGUUUGGGCCAUAUUAUGGAACAGGGGUCUCUUAUUUGGAAAGAGCACAGGGAGGCCAAGAUUUUAAUGGGGCACUUUAGGGGAUCCAGCCCACAAUGGCAUGGGCCUGAGGUGGCCAUGAUGUCUGCUUCUAAGCUUAACCCAUCUGCUCAGGCACAGAAUAAAUGUCUAGGCUGGCCAAAAAAGGAACUGAAUCCCAGGCCCAUAAGCCAGCACCAGAAUCAAACCAGUCUUCAAGGAAGGAAGGCUAGGAGAGUUUAACAAGAUUUUCACUGGGCCCAGCAUGGUGGCUCACACCUGUAAUCCCAAGGCAGAAUGGUCGCUUGAGCUCAGGAGUUCAAGACCAGCCUGGGCAACAUAGUGAGACCCUGUCUCUAAAAAAUUAAAAAAUAAACAAGGUGUUCACCAAGCUGGGAUACUUCUCACUUUUAAGCCCCUAUCUUUCUCUUUUUUUCAUUCUCAAUUGCUUUGUGUGAUAAAAAACUAAAGAGACUUCUGGUCCAAUUUCUGGCAACAUCCCUUCUGAAAGGUGAGUAGAGUGGGUGUCUUCUAUGCCCGUUUUCCCCAAUUUUACACAAACUAUUAUCAAUGAACUUUUAAGUACCUAGAAUGGGUAAAACCAGAGCAAGACCUUAAAUUACCUUCUUCUUUUUUCUACUGGCAGUUCUGCCUCCAUCACUAUCAGGCUAGGGUGACCUUCCCUUGGUCAAGCCCCAAUUGCCCAUGAUUUGUGCCUGUGCCCUUUCUCCAGUGACCAUUUGGUGACCAGAUGGUAGAUACAGAAAGAGGAUGGCAUUUGCAAGUGACUAGUCUGCCACAAAAUGCUCAUCUGAUUAGCCACUGCUGCCCUGGCGAUGGCUUUGUAAGAGUCGAUGAGAACUAGAGCCAUGCUGUGGCCCCUGGCCAUUAACAGUGUUGGUGAUGGCAGGGAGUCCCUUUGGUUUAAUAGAUCCAGUUUUUCUUUGGGUAUCCAAACUCUCCCUCCUUUUAUAGGAGUCAGGCUCUCAGAACCUGUGUGCAUGUUGGAACUUCCCCCAGUGUGGAUGCAGAUACGCAGCUCCUGAGCUCCGACCUCAAGUCUUCUGUAGCCUCAGCAAUACUCGGGCACCUGCCGUCUCACUGAAUAGCUUUCUUUUGUGACAAAAGCCACAGACAGCCCUUAGACUAUUCCGGAAACAGUAGGAAAAAUUACAUAUGUCUUUGACUUCUUUAUUCUGACUCCACUGAUUUUAGCCAUAAUACUUUAAGGAGCUACUUUUUACUACCCCUUACCCUGCUGACUUCUGCAGGUCUGCCCUGUGACCUGUCAGGAACUCCUGAGUUACGCUACUGGGGUCACCUGUUGCUCCCCUAGCAAGUUAGACAUGUCAUAUUUUUAACAGCUUUAUUGAGAUAUAAUUCACAUAUUAUACAAUUCACCUUUAAAACAUACGAUUCAGUGGCUUUUAGCAUACUCACAGAGUUGUCCGCCCAGCUGAGAGCAAACACAUGUUCAAUUUUCUUUUCCUCUUUUUUUUUUUUUUUUUGUUUUUUUUUUUUGAGACAGAGUCAGCUUUGUCACCCAGGCUGGAGUGCAGUGCCGUGAUCUUGGCUCACUACAGCCUCCCCGUCCUGGGUUCAAGUGAUCCUUCUGCUUCAGCCUCCCCAGUAGCUGGGAUUACAAGCAUGUGCCACCACGCCUAGCUAAUUUUUGUGUUUUUAGUAGAGAUGGGGUUUCACCAUGUUGGCCAGGCUGGUCUCGAACUCCUGGGCUCAAGUGAUCCACCCACCUUGGCCUCCCAAGGUGCUGGGAUUAGAGGUGUGAGCCACUGUGCCCGGCCUACAUGUUCAAUUUUCUAUGAACAAAGGCUUUAGUCCUUGACCCAGGGCUAAAGUGGUCUGUCCAAGCUGUUGUUGGUAGAGGGAGUAUGAUAAAAUGUUUAAAUCUCAUUUGGUUACCUUAAGUCCUGGAACACGCAGUAACUGUCAUCCUAUAGUCAUCACCUGUAUUUGGCUGGGAAUACAAAUGAAGAUUGUGGUGUAUUCAAGCAGUAGGGUUUUUGUUUUUGUUUUAGUGCCAACAAAACUUUUUUUUGUCUGACUACAUUAAAGAUAAGACUGACUAUAUUUAUACAACAGAAA
This is a messenger RNA of Symphalangus syndactylus (siamang), 6885 nucleotides long. RefSeq names its product endosome-lysosome associated apoptosis and autophagy regulator 1 (gene ELAPOR1). Gene Ontology annotation, biological process: positive regulation of vacuole organization; autophagosome assembly. The record is from RefSeq and is a predicted model, not a curated record. Gene Ontology annotation, cellular component: plasma membrane; late endosome; lysosome. Lineage: Eukaryota; Metazoa; Chordata; Mammalia; Primates; Hylobatidae.